Molecule: messenger RNA, 1612 nt
Organism: Rana temporaria (common frog)
Lineage: Eukaryota; Metazoa; Chordata; Amphibia; Anura; Ranidae
Product: serine protease 27-like
Exons: 6
Coding region: 179-1156 (325 amino acids)
Biological process (GO): proteolysis
Molecular function (GO): serine-type endopeptidase activity
Source: RefSeq, a predicted model, not a curated record
UUCUUUUUUUUGGUCUGCUCCAGGCCACCUGUUGUGUCUCAUCGCCUUUGGGAAUUUUGGAACAAGAUUUGUUUUUUUUUGACGAGGAACCAGAAAUUCGGCUUUGUGGUCCUCCAUAAAAGAGCCAUCACAGGACGCCUUCCACAGCAAAGAGCUGUUGGCUUUACAUUGAACUAUCAUGUGGAGACUUCUGUCCCUUCUUCUGCUGCCCUUGCCGGGAGAUUUUUUGGCCUUCGGGAGACCAGUAGUGGAAAAUCGCAUUGUCGGUGGGGCAGACGCAGUAAAAGGAGCUUGGCCAUGGCAGGUUGACCUACAAAUAAAUGGGAAAUCGAUAUGUGGCGGGUCCCUCCUCAACGAGUCUGUGGUUCUGACUGCUGCACAUUGCUUUACAAAGAUGGAUUUCUCAGUUUUCACGGUCUACCUCGGGGCGUACCAGCUCACCAACCUGGAGGACAGCAGUGUCGUGGCCAGAGCUGUCCAAAAUGUCGUCAUACACCCCAAUUUCACAGGAGAUAGUGGGGACAUCGCCCUGGUGAUACUAGAUAGACCGGUGGAAUUUACACCAAACAUCCUUCCCGUCUUCCUCCCAUCGCCGACGCUUGAAAUUCCAGAAGGGGCACUAUGCUGGGCAACUGGAUGGGGGAACACUUUACAAAACGCUCAGCUUCCGUCCCCUGGGACCCUACAGGAGGUGCAGUUGGCUUUGAUCAGCAACAAUAACUGCGAGGCUAUGUAUCAGUCCUUGUUCAAAGUCAAGCCCAAGGAUCCUAUGAUCAAAGCCGACAUGAUGUGUGCUGGCUACAAGAAAGGCAAAAAAGACGCUUGCAAGGGCGACUCCGGCGGCCCUCUGGUUUACAAAGUGGAUGGCACUUGGGUUCAAGUUGGGAUUAUCAAUUGGGGAAUUGGCUGCGCCCAGCCAAACCUACCCGGUGUCUACACAAAUAUCCAGUAUUACCUGCCCUGGCUCAUGACGUACGUACCGUCUCUCGGCAGAGCGCAGAUCGUUUCACACUCGUUCAUGGCCAUCUCAGAGUCGGGAAAUGAAACUUCUUUUGACGGUUAUGCCAACAUGGCGACACUGUCAUCCGGCGCUCCAUCUCGCAUGUAUGUCCUGCUCAUGGUUAACCUCUUCUGGCUGAUGUUCCUUUCAUGGUAAAUCCCAUCCCGUGUUUAGUUCCAUGUCUUCUUGUACAUAAAACCCUUUUGAAAGGUGGAAGUGGCUUCACUUCAAAGCAAUAAAUGUGGCACUACGGGGGUUAUUUACUAAAAUCGGAGAGUGCAAAAUCUGGUGGAACUCGGCAUAGACACCGAUCGGCUUCCAGGUUUUAUUGCUUAAUUGAGCAAGCUGAAGAAUUUUUCUUUUUACUUCUUUUGAGUGACAUUGAGUUUCGUGUUUCUCCCCGAGAGACAAUUUAUUUUAUUAUUUAUAUUAUUCAGAACCAUGCAAAAAAGUACCGGGGGAAAGAAGGAUUAUGUGUUGGCACCAUCAAUGCCUACAGAAACGUUGCAACAAUUAAAAACGUAAACCGUUUUAUUCAAUAGAAAAUAAUAAAAGUUGUACACAUUUGGCCCAGAUUCUCAAAAGAGAUACGCCGUCGUAUCUCUGCCUAGC